AUGUAUGAUCAAAAUCACCACAAUGAUAACUAUAGACCGACGUGGAUGGGCAAUACCAAAUAUAGUAAUGAUUCACCAAAGUAUUGGACAAGUAAGACACAAAAACGUUUAACGAAUGUUUCAUAUAUUACGGGUCCAUCUUCCCAAGAAAAUGAGUAUAAUCAAACUAGAUACAAUCAAAAUCAUCCGAAAACAUUGAAAAAAGAACAGAUGAAACUUAAGAAUGGAAUGUCAUUAUUUUCAACAUUAAAAAUGCAAUUUACUGACUACUGUGAACAUUCUACGCUGCACGGGUUACGAUAUGUUGGAGAUCAAAGAAUGUCUAUAAUUGAAAGAUGUUUUUGGGCUGGUGCUUUUAUUACUGCUGUCUGCGUUGCUGCAUUUUUUAUAAGCAAUAUCUAUAACAAAUGGGAAAAUUCUCCAGUUAUUAUAUCAAUCAGUCCUACAUACACUGAACUGGAUACAAUACCGUUCCCGGCUAUUACAGUUUGUAAUUUAAAUCAAGCCAGAAAAAGCGAGGCAUUAAAUAUUUUAGAAGAAGGAUCAGAGCUUGAAAAACGUUUAUUAGAAGAUUUUUGUAAUUCUAAUAAUUCAUUUGCGGAUGCUGGAUCCCAAGAGACAGAAGUUGAAACUGGUAAUUGGGAAAAUGUGGGGCAAUCAUGUACCGAAAUGUUACACUUAUGCUAUUGGAAAAGUAUAUCAGUGAAAUGUGAAGAUUAUUUCAAUUCGGCCUUAACUGAUGAGGGUCUUUGUUGUUCAUUUAACAAAGUACAUCGUGACUAUCAGUUUCAUUCACCAUCUGAUUAUGGAGACCUAAAUCAAACGUAUGUUUUGGAACCAUAUGUUGAUUGGACCCCAGAACGGGGAUACCAUUCGGAUGAGCCGAUUGAAUCUACACCAAAACGCACAACAGGUGCUGGAACUCAUUUAGGACUGACGUUAAUUUUAGAUGCACAAAUUGAAAACUACUAUUGUUCAUCUACCACAAGCGUUGGAUUUAAGAUAGUACUACAUAGCCCCGUUGAAAAUCCACGCGUGUCUGCGUUUGGAUUUUUAGCAUCGCCAAGUCGUGUUACCAGAGUAUUAAUUAAGCCACAAAUAUCAGAAUCAUCGCCAAAUAUUCGUUCUAUAGAUAUCGCAAAACGGCAAUGUUAUUUUGCAAAUGAACGAAAUCUUACAUUUUACAGAACUUAUACCCAGAAAAAUUGCCAUUUAGAAUGUAUUGCAAAAACUACAUUAAGAAUUUGUAAUUGUGUUCCGUAUCAUUUACCUAAAAAUAAAUCAACACGAAUUUGUAAUCGAAAUAAAGAAGAAUGUACAACUCAAGUGAAAUUAUCUGUUACAGAAAUCUCAAAAAACGAUCAUGAAUGUAAAUGUUUACCGGCAUGUUUCGAAAUUACAUACGAUCGUCAAUCCAGUAAUGCAAUCAUUGAUAGAUCAGUACAAAUUCGUACUGAUUACUUAGCUGGAAAAUCACAAAAAUAUUUUGAGAAAAAUAUGGCUAUUCUAGAAUUUUAUUUCGAGACAAAAACGUUCACUAAAAAUGUCAAAGGUGAAUUGUUUGGUUUCACCGAUUUUUUAUCGAGCACAGGAGGUUUGUUAGGUUUAUUUUUAGGAUUUAGUUUUUUGAGUGCUGUAGAGUUAUUUUAUUAUAUAACAAUUAAAGUAUGUAAAACGAAUCUGCAAAGGAAUAAAGACACUGUUUAUCCAUUUACAAAAUAA
Chrysoperla carnea is the source of this 1722-nucleotide messenger RNA. Its product is annotated as pickpocket protein 28-like. The transcript is spliced from 13 exons. Gene Ontology annotation, molecular function: ligand-gated sodium channel activity. The record is from RefSeq and is a predicted model, not a curated record. Gene Ontology annotation, biological process: sodium ion transmembrane transport. Lineage: Eukaryota; Metazoa; Arthropoda; Insecta; Neuroptera; Chrysopidae. Gene Ontology annotation, cellular component: membrane. Bases 1 to 1722 code for a protein of 573 amino acids.